Coregonus sp. 'balchen' is the source of this 2664-nucleotide messenger RNA. The record is from the annotation of a GenBank genome assembly. Lineage: Eukaryota; Metazoa; Chordata; Actinopteri; Salmoniformes; Salmonidae.
AUGUAUUGUGUUGUCUUCCUCAGCACCUUUAACUGGUCAGUCCCGUUCCUCUCCAACCUGGCCUUCCUGAUCCUGGUUACAGUAACAGUUAUAACAUACUUCAUCCCUGUACGAUAUAUCCUUCUAAUAUGGGGUAAGUGCAUGUUUUCUUUUGUUAAGAUAUAUAUAUAUAACUAUUGUCCAUUUCCAUGUCAAUUGAUUUUAUGAGGUCAGCAUAACAAAUAGACCAAAACAAUACACUAUCAUUCCUUUUCCUUUUUAUUGGAUUAUAGCUGAUUCAGAUCCACCCAGAUUACUGGGAAUGAAACGUUUAUACAGGCUGUUUUAUUUAGCUUCUCCUGAAUGUCUGUUUUACCAGGAAUUAAUAAAUUCACCAAGAAAUUACGGGCCCCGUACGCCAUCGACAACAAUGAGGUGUUUGAUUUCCUGAGGAGAGUUCCUUCAGAUGUUCACAAGGUAAGUGCCUAUAGCAGGUAAAAGGGCUAUUCCACCACUUUUCAACAGAUAAAAAAGUGCAAUUCAGUGAUUUCCAAAGACUCUGAGAUUGACAGGGAACCUGAUAAUGCUCUUCCCCUGCCUAGAAAGUCAUCAAAUGGAAAUGUAGAAACUGAUGCAGGUUUUUACUUUUGAUGCAAUGUGAUGAUGUCAUCCAUUGCACUUUUAAAGGACCUUUUCUUCUUAUGUUUGUAACUACAGCACAUAGAAAUGUUAUUCUGUUAUUCACAUGUAGACACUGGUAUGGUGCUGGAGAUAAUGAAUAGGUUAAAAAGUGGUGGAAUUUCCCUUUCAGGUUAUAGCCUCUAGAUCAGAUUCAGGAAGCCAGUAAACCUCUAGUCUUUCAGCGCUGCUUUCUACUGAAAUAUCCCACAGGUUGUUUCUGUGUUACCUGGUUGUUGCCUGUGUCAUUUGCUCCGUCUACUUAAUUAUAGCCCGGUCUAAUUUCUGUUAUGAUGUUUCCUCCCUAACAUCCCUUGUGGAGUAUACAAAGUGUUAGGCUUCAGGAGCCUUUCUGUUGCCGGGCGAAGGCACCACAGAGUUGAUCACUUCAGGGACCAUUGGCACCACAGAGUUGAUCACUUCAGGGACUAUUGGCACCACAGAGUUGAUCACUUCAGGGACUAUUGGCACCACAGAGUUGAUCACUUCAGGGACCAUUGGCACCACAGAGUUGCGAGUAGGGUUGCAAAAUUCUGUUAACUUUCCCAAAAGUCCUAGUUUUUUUCCGGAAAUCUCAGUUGGAAGAUUCACGAGGGAAUAACCAGGAAAUAUGUGAAUCCUCCAAUCGGGGAAGUUACCAGAAUUUUGCAACCCUAGUUGAGAGCUACUGUGACUGUUGUGUGACCUCGACUGGUAGUAUGAACUCUGACCCUGACCUAACCCAACCCUAACACUCUAACCCUAAUCCUCUGCUGUUAUGAACGGUACCUGGCCAUAUUCCUCUGGUAGUAUGAACUCUGACCCUGACCCUAACCCUAAUCCUCUGCUGUUAUGAGCGGUACCUGGCCAUAUUCCUCUGGUAGUAUGAACUCUGACCCUGACCUAACCCAACCCUAACACUCUAACCCUAAUCCUCUGCUGUUAUGAACGGUACCUGGCCAUAUUCCUCUGGUAGUAUGAACUCUGACCCUGACCCUAACCCUAAUCCUCUGCUGUUAUGAACGGUACCUGGCCAUAUUCCUCUGGUAGUAUGAACUCUGACCCUGACCCUAACCCUAAUCCUCUGCUGUUAUGAACGGUACCUGGCCAUAUUCCUCUGGUAGUAUGAACUCUGACCCUGACUCUAACCCUAAUCCUCUGCUGUUAUGAACGGUACCUGGCCAUAUUCCUCUGGUAGUAUGAACUCUGACCCUGACUCUAACCCUAAUCCUCUGCUGUUAUGAACGGUACCUGGCCAUAUUCCUCUGGUAGUAUGAACUCUGACCCUGACCCUAACCCUAAUCCUCUGCUGUUAUGAACGGUACCUGGCCAUAUUCCUCUGGUAGUAUGAACUCUGACCCUGACCUAACCCAACCCUAACACUCUAACCCUAAUCCUCUGCUGUUAUGAACGGUACCUGGCCAUAUUCCUCUGGUAGUAUGAACUCUGACCCUGACUCUAACCCUAAUCCUCUGCUGUUAUGAACGGUACCUGGCCAUAUUCCUCUGGUAGUAUGAACUCUGACCCUGACCCUAACCCUAAUCCUCUGCUGUUAUGAACGGUACCUGGCCAUAUUCCUCUGGUAGUAUGAACUCUGACCCUGACCCUAACCCUAAUCCUCUGCUGUUAUGAACGGUACCUGGCCAUAUUCCUCUGGUAGUAUGAACUCUGACCCUGACUCUAACCCUAAUCCUCUGCUGUUAUGAACGGUACCUGGCCAUAUUCCUCUGGUAGUAUGAACUCUGACCCUGACCCUAACCCUAAUCCUCUGCUGUUAUGAACGGUACCUGGCCAUAUUCCUCUGGUAGUAUGAACUCUGACCCUGACCCUAACCCUAAUCCUCUGCUGUUAUGAACGGUACCUGGCCAUAUUCCUCUGGUAGUAUGAACUCUGACCCUGACCCUAACCCUAAUCCUCUGCUGUUAUGAACGGUACCUGGCCAUAUUCCUCUGUGUACAGGUGCAGUACAGUGAGCUGAAGACGGUGAGCGCCCAGAGUCCUCUGAGGAGGAAGAGAACCAUUGAGAGG